Messenger RNA from Cordyceps militaris CM01, 1482 nucleotides. RefSeq lists its product as uncharacterized. The transcript has a single exon. The record is from RefSeq and is a predicted model, not a curated record. Lineage: Eukaryota; Fungi; Ascomycota; Sordariomycetes; Hypocreales; Cordycipitaceae. Bases 1 to 1482 code for a protein of 493 amino acids.
AUGAAACCACGUCUUGCGUACGACGACAAAGCCUGGGAAAGAGGAACGAUUAUCUACAAACGCUGGUAUGAAUAUCUCGGGGAAGACGAGCCCUUUAAUGCAGUUGGUCGCUUUCUUGCAACACAUUUUUAUCCUCGGGAAUGGUGCGAAUUUGAUAUCUUUUCGUUGGGUGGAUUCAAUAUCUGCUUUCGAAUGGGAUUUACCGAUAACACCACCACUAUUCUCAGGUUCCCAUUCCCUGGUAUUGUGAUGUUUCCCGAAGAGAAAGUCCACAAUGAAGUCAGGGCCAUGCAGUUCAUUUUGGAACAAACCCAAAAACCACACAAAAUUCCGGUUCCGGUGCCUUCUAUCUCUCGCUGGGGACAGAAGAAAGAGAGUCCCGCAAACCUAGGUCCUUUUAUCAUCAUGGAAUGUAUCGAGCACAAACAAAGUAUCUGCAGGCUUUUUGAGAAUCCGGACUCAGAUCCAACCGUCCGCUCAACUUUGAAUCUCAACCUCAACACAGUUAGGCUGGGAGGCCUCUACAAAAAAUUGGCCAAAAUUGUUCUUUCGCUAUCCAUUCUUACGCUCGAUAAGAUCGGGUCUAUUGAGCUUGACCCAAACAAUUCGAAGUGGAAGGUGUUGAAUCGGCCCUUGUCCUAUUCUAUGAAUGAAGUUGUGCAACUGGGAACAGUACCCCGAUCGAAAAUACCGAACAGCACGUACUCUGAAGCAUCUUCGUACUUUGACGCCCUGGCGGAACUGCAGCUUUCGCACCUCUUCAGUCAAAGGAACGAUGCUGUUGACUCGGAGGAUGACUGCCGGCGAAAGUUUGUGGCGCGACUUCUCUUCCGAAAACUCAUUCGAGACCAGAAAUUGAGAGAGAAAUGGUUGCGCCAUGAAACUGGCCCAUUUCCAAUCUGGUGCGAUGACUUUCGACCAGAGAAUGUUCUCGUCGAUGAAGCUGAGAAUAUUAUCGGGGUGGUGGACUGGGAGUUUACAUACACGGCCCCUGUCGAAUUUUCCCAUGCACCGCCUUGGUGGCUUCUUCUUGAAAAGCCGGAGUAUUGGCCUAUGGGCCUCGACGACUGGUGCAUACAAUAUGAUAAACGACUUGAAACAUUUCUUCAAGCCAUGAACGAUUGCGAGGAUGAGGCAAUUCGCGCUGGUCAACUGGAAGAGACUCAGCGUCUCUCUGGCCCAAUGCGAGACAGCUGGAGGAGCGGCAACUUCUGGAUCAUGUAUGCCGCUCGGAACCAUUUUGCAUUCGACUCGAUAUAUUGGCACAAAAUUGACCAGCGAUUUUUUGGACCGGCUCAAAGCAUUGACGCCGACGAUGUCUGGAAGGAGAGACUUCAUCUAUUGACACCCAAGGAAAAGGACUACAUUGAUGAAUGUGUAAAGCGGAAAUUUAAAGAGAUGGACACGAGAGAUCUUGCUUGGGACCCGGAUGAGUAUACUCGAGCAUACGAUUCUGAGUGGGUGGGUGGGAUGAAUGAGUAG